Molecule: messenger RNA, 3658 nt
Organism: Anarrhichthys ocellatus (wolf-eel)
Lineage: Eukaryota; Metazoa; Chordata; Actinopteri; Perciformes; Anarhichadidae
Gene: gja1b
Product: gap junction protein alpha 1b
Exons: 2
Coding region: 119-1285 (388 amino acids)
Biological process (GO): heart development; cell communication by electrical coupling; cell-cell signaling
Cellular component (GO): connexin complex
Molecular function (GO): gap junction channel activity
Source: RefSeq, a predicted model, not a curated record
CCCCCCCCUGGUCCCAAAACUUGGAUUUCAACGUUCUUACAAGUGGCGGACGGAGAAAGUCCCUCCGGGCCCCCGGCUUCUUCCUCUCCGUGACUUCCCCAGCUAACGCUCCUUGAGAAUGGGUGACUGGAGUGCUCUGGGUCGUCUGCUGGACAAGGUCCAGGCCUACUCCACUGCCGGUGGCAAGGUCUGGCUGUCGGUCCUCUUCAUCUUCAGGAUCCUGGUCCUGGGCACCGCGGUGGAAUCGGCCUGGGGAGACGAGCAGUCGGCGUUCAAAUGCAACACCCAGCAGCCUGGUUGCGAGAACGUGUGCUACGACAAGUCCUUCCCCAUCUCCCACGUCCGCUUCUGGGUUCUCCAGAUCAUCUUUGUGUCGACGCCCACGCUCCUCUACCUAGCUCACGUCUUCUACCUGAACCGGAAGGAGCAGAAGUUCAACAGGAAGGAGGAGCUGCUCAAGAUCGUACAAAACGACGGCGGCGACGUCGACAUCCCGCUGAAGAAGAUCGAGAUGAAGAAGCUAAAGUAUGGUAUCGAGGAGCACGGCAAAGUGAAGAUGAAAGGGGCCCUGCUCAGAACCUAUAUAGUCAGCAUUUUCUUCAAGUCCAUGUUCGAGGUGGGCUUCCUGGUCAUCCAGUGGUACAUCUACGGGUUCAGCCUCUCUGCGGUCUACACCUGCCAGAGGGACCCGUGCCCACACAGUGUUGACUGUUUCCUGUCACGUCCCACGGAGAAGACCGUGUUCAUCAUCUUCAUGCUGGUGGUCUCCCUGGUGUCCCUGAUGCUCAACGUCAUCGAGCUUUUCUACGUGUUUUUCAAGAGGAUCAAAGAUCGCGUGAAGGGCAGACAGCCGCCCAUCGUCUAUACCAGUGGGGGCACGUUGAGCCCCACCCCUAAAGAUCUGUCCACCACCAAGUACGCCUACUAUAACGGCUGCUCCUCCCCAACAGCGCCGCUCUCGCCCAUGUCCCCCCCGGGCUACAAGCUGGCCACGGGGGAGCGGGGGACCGGCUCGUGCCGCAAUUACAACAAGCAGGCCACCGAGCAGAACUGGGCCAACUACUCCACGGAGCAGCACCGGCUCGGCCAGAAUGGCGGAGGAAGCACUAUUUCAAACUCCCACGCACAAGCCUUUGACUUCCCGGACGACACCCAGGAGCAUAAGAAACUGCCCUCGACGGCGGGACACGAGAUGCAGCCGCUCGCGCUGAUGGACGCCAGGCCCUGUAGCCGGGCCAGCAGCCGGAUGAGCAGCCGACCCAGGCCAGACGACCUGGACGUGUAAGCCCCGCCCCCGCCCCCCCCCUCACCCCCCUCACCCCCCUCCUCCCAGCUCUGCCCUGAAUGACGGGAUGUGCGGCUGCAGCCGGAGAGUGAGGAAACACUCCAUCACAUAGGUUCAGACAGGAGGCGGAGCUAACCUCAAUCACUGUCUUCAGCAUAGAGACUCUUAGUCACUCGAAGAGACGUUAAAACUUGUUAUGUAACACUGUCGAAAGGUACAAGUUGCAAAUAUGUUUUGUUUUUUGUUGUUUUCAAUGACUUUUACCGUAACCUUUUAGGGGAGCUAGCCCAGCGUUGAGAGAACAGAACAGCCACAGGCGAUGAGUCCAACAGAAAACAGAGGAUCGCUCUGGUUUAAGUUGCAAAGGUUACAUUUAAAGGAAAAAGUCCUCUUCUUGUUUUCAUAUUUUCUGCUAUUCUUCCUAUUGGUGACAGCAUUUCUACUUAACCACUGUCAGACCUGAAUUCUGAAGGUGUGGGGACGGCUUCAUAAGAUGGUGCCUUCUUAUUUGUGCUUUUUUUUUUGUAAACAUGUGACAAGAUUAAAUAUCAGUCUUCUCGGCUAACUUCUGUUGAGCAUUGUCCCCGUCAAUUAAAACGAAAAGAAAAGGAAAGUCCAGUAGUAGCAACAAACAAAUCUCCAUACCCACGUCCCAAAUGAUCAACGCCACACAAUUUGGAAAUUUAAAGAGUAAGUUGAGUUAACUAAACUAGUCAACUUCCAGAGUUUAAGCUGACUAUAACAAUUUAGUAAGUCCCCUUUGUGCUUAAAAAAAAAACCCAACACUGUUGGUAGGAGAUAGGAUGUAACCUCUCAGAGAGGAAAAGACCUAAACAUAGAUCACAUUAGCAAAUGAUCCCUUAAUAAAGCUGCGUAUAGCUCACCGAUGAAGCCUUAAACCAGCAGGAAUGAUGGCCAAAAGAAUGAAAUAGGGAAAUAGAACCCAAGUUGUAAUUUUGCAUCACUGACACACACACACACACACACACACACACACACACACACACACACACACGCAGACAUGUUUGCAUUGAAAGAUAGUUCGACGGUCACAUUUUCAUUGAGUUGCUCUUCCAGUGCGCUUGCGUCAUAAAGCUGAUUUCACGGCCGAAUCCACAUUUGUAACACUCUCUCUUCUGUUUGUUUCACUCACACCGUAACUCUCGUAUCCCAGUUCUCGAUUAAUUAAGAAAAAAAAUCACAUUUCAGUCGCAACAAAGACAGGAGUUAUUGUCCGGACAAAGAAUAUGUAAAGUGCUCACCAUUUCGGAGAACACUUAAUAUGUGUUGUAGUGAAUAUUUAUUGCUUGGCAUCCGUAGGACACCUACCACUAAGAGGAACAUUUGACUACUAUCCAGUAUCUCUCACUCACAGAAAACAUCUUCCAUUAACUCCCCCACAAGCUGUAUAUUUAUUGACAGUAAAACAUUUUUUUUUCCUCUUUAGUAACUUUGUCAGUCAGCGUGGACUGUUGUUUCCUGAUAAACUUUGAAUUUAUGUGGUUUCAUGUUUUCAUUUUGUGGUUUUUAUGUGUGUUUGCGAUGGUGGCGGGGCUGAGGGGUUACACUGAUCUGGUUUCACGUGGCUUCCAUAAAGAAAGGCUUUAUUACUGUGGUAUCCUUUUUUUUUCAUCUUUUGCGGCCUGUAGAGAAAAACAGUAGAAAGAUUUAUCUGCGUUUUACAUAUUUGAGUGAAUGAUGACUUUCUUUUCGUUCUGUAGGUAUUGUUUGUUUUUUUCAGACUCAAUGUAACCGUUGCUGCUUGAGAAAUAGAUAUUUAGUACUGUAAAUCAAUCUAACUGUGUCACAAUAAAAAAAAAUGUGAGUUUUUAGAAGACUGCUUAUAGAUCUGGACUAAUAUUUAGUCAGUUAUGUUCAAAUGUAUGCCAAUGUAGCUCCACAACUAUCAAACACUAGGAUAAAUCUCAAUUUGGGCCUUUUUUCCUUUCUUUUUUUUUUGCAAUUUUUAAAUAUAAUUGUCAUUGGUGCAUCAUUUUGUCGGUACUUACAUGUGUCAUGGAUCUGUCAGCUACAAUGGCAUUUGCACUGAGAGCUUGGUGAUGGAGAUGUAAUGUGAUGCACACAGUUAGUGGUAAGAGUUUUCUGAUACACAUGUUACUAAUUUAUUUUAUAACACAGAAAUCACUACAGUGCAUAAUAUCAGACAUCUGACCGCUGGUUCCAUCGACUGGUUCUGUGAGAGAUGUCGCCCAUUGACAGGAACAGGAGCAAUUAGUCAUUUGUUGCCGUAGUUCGAUGCUAAUCCGCGGGGAUCCACUGUUGUACAGUGUAAGUGCAUGAAAGCAAAACAAAAACCCAUUAAUUGUAUCUGUGAAAAGCUAUUUUAACCAAUAAAUAUUUUUUCUGUCUUAA